Molecule: messenger RNA, 2334 nt
Organism: Penaeus chinensis
Lineage: Eukaryota; Metazoa; Arthropoda; Malacostraca; Decapoda; Penaeidae
Product: STAM-binding protein-like
Exons: 11
Coding region: 5-1402 (465 amino acids)
Biological process (GO): protein K63-linked deubiquitination
Cellular component (GO): endosome; membrane
Molecular function (GO): K63-linked deubiquitinase activity; protein binding; metal-dependent deubiquitinase activity
Source: RefSeq, a predicted model, not a curated record
UGCUAUGACGUCACAGUCAGAUGAUAUUUUGUCAACAAAUCUCUUCGAGAACGCAUUGACGCUCUUCCUCUUUCUUAGCAGUUCCUGUCACUGUGUUAUCUCCUCCAAAAUGUCGCACCGUGAAUCAUCGCACCUGGAGCCAGCUGCUCGCAUUAAACUCCUAUGCUCUCAGGGAGAAUGUAUUGUCGUGGAUCCAAAUAUACCUCUGAGAAGAUACUACCGGUCGGGUCUAGAAAUGGUGAGAAUGGCCAAUGUGUACACGGAAGAAGGAAGUUAUGAAAAUGCUUUUAUAUUAUACAUGAAGUUUAUGACAUUAUUCCUAGAAAAAAUAGUAAGUCAUCCUGAGUUCUCUGGUCACUCAUCAGUUGAUAAAACCAAUAAUGCUAAAAAGUUAAAGGAAAUCUUGCCUAAGGCUGAGCAGCUUAAAGCUCGUCUUACAGAAAAAUAUCAGAGGGAAUACAGUAUUAUAGUGAAAGAGCAGAAAUUGCAGGAGGAAAGAAUCAAGCAGAAGCAGCUGGAGGAUCAGCGUGUCGCUAAGGAGGAGGAGGAGAGGAGAAGAAGGCAGCAUGAAGAAGAGAAACAGAGAAGGAAAGAGAUAGCAGAAGAAGAGCAGAGGAUACGAGAUACUCAGUCCUUCCACCACAACCACCCAAAAUCAGCUUGGGGAGAUAGUCCACCUGCAUAUGAUGCAGUAGAAUGUUUAGCUUACCCAACAUCUGAACUUAACAUAGACGACUAUGGUCAGGAUGAAAGAGUGACGAACAUAUCAUCUUUGCCUUCCGUUCCUUCAAGAGAUCUCAAACCUGUAGCUCCAGCUGUCCCAACAGUGGAUCGUAGUAGUAAACCCACAAGCCUCCUUAGCACAAAGAGUGGAGGAUUGCGAGGAGUUGUGGUGCCAGAGGAAUUAAUGUCGAAAUUCAUGGCUUUAGCAGAGUCCAAUACUUUACGGAAUGUUGAGACGUGUGGGGUAUUAGCUGGCAGAUUGGCCCAGAACCAGCUUGUUGUGACACACUUAUUAGUGCCCAAGCAAUGUGGAACUUCAGACUCUUGCACGACCCAGCAGGAGGAGGAACUCUUCGAUUACCAAGACAAGCUAGAUCUCAUCACCAUUGGCUGGAUACAUACACAUCCGACACAGACUGCCUUUCUCUCAAGCGUUGACCUUCACACGCACUGCUCCUAUCAACUUAUGAUGCCCGAGGCUGUGGCUAUUGUAUGUGCCCCUAAAUACGAUGAAACGGGUUACUUCACUCUCACGCCGAAUCAUGGACUAUCCUUCAUUGCCAGUUGCCAAGAAAAUGGAUUUCAUCCUCACCCUAAGGAACCCCCUUUAUUCCAGACGGCUGAACAUGUGAAACUUGAGAAGAACUCGUCCAUAAAAGUGAUUGAUCUUCGAAACUAAAUUUUGUUUAAAAAAUCUGUAAUUGUAAAUGUGUGGGAAAACUGCUAGCAUUUUAAGCCUUUAUUAUAGAUAUUGUUGUGAAUAAAAGAUAUUUUUAUUUGUUUUUUGUUAAGGCACAGUGUUAUUUAAAUAGGGAUAUUAUAAAGGUUAUAUUAGAUUUAUUCCACAGCACCUACUUUGCUUUAAGAUUAUUAGCUUAGAGCCUGUAGAAUGUUUGCUUUAUAUUACAUGCAAAGAGAGUAUAAUUUUUGUAUAUAAAACAAAACUGGAAAGUGUAAUGUAAUUUUUGAAGAAAUCUCAUGAAUACUUAUUUCUACUUACUUUGAAAAAUGUUGGCAGAUGUAAUAUUCUAGUUAUAGUUUAGAACACAUUGCAAAACAAGUUGCCAAAUAGAGUAAUCAUGUGCACGAAAUAUUUUGGUAUGAAAAAUACAGAUGUGUGCAUAUAUAGCAUUGUUAUCAGAUAAUGAAUAGAGUUUUUUUCAUGACUUGCUAUGAUAUAUCCAGAGCCUUGGAUUUACAACUUGGUUGUUACUUAGAAGAAAGAGAGAGAAAAGGGGAAAGAAACAUUAAUAGAUUAAAAGAAAAAGAAUGCAAAUCGCAUUGGAGAAAGUACUUUGUAUUAUAAAAAAGAAAUAGUUUUAAAGAAUUGCUUGCACAAUGGUGCCUUGUAUAGAACAGUACAGUGAGAUACUGUUGGUGAUUCUCUCUGUGGUUUACAAAAUGUUAUGCUAUAGAUCAGGCUACAUUCAAAUGUUAAUGUUAUAUUCAUGAACAUUAGGAGUAAGUCAUCUUUUCAUUUACAUUUAUGUAUAGCAUUUUUACAGCAUUUACCAUUCAAUGGCCCAGAAAAAAUAAAAAGAGAAAACAUAAAAUGAAGCUCUGUUGAGUUAGAAUGUAAACUGUCUUGUGCAUUAAAAGUUUUGAAAUGCA